Messenger RNA from Capronia coronata CBS 617.96, 1809 nucleotides. RefSeq lists its product as uncharacterized. Gene Ontology annotation, biological process: positive regulation of transcription by RNA polymerase II. The coding region runs from base 1 to 1809 and encodes 602 amino acids. Gene Ontology annotation, cellular component: nucleus. The record is from RefSeq and is a predicted model, not a curated record. Gene Ontology annotation, molecular function: zinc ion binding; transcription cis-regulatory region binding; DNA-binding transcription factor activity, RNA polymerase II-specific. The transcript is spliced from 2 exons. Lineage: Eukaryota; Fungi; Ascomycota; Eurotiomycetes; Chaetothyriales; Herpotrichiellaceae.
AUGCCACCCGCUGGCAAACAUCAUCGUGGUCAAGGCGCUUGUACUGAGUGCGUACGGAGAAAGCGGAAGUGCGAUGAGAAGCGGCCAGCUUGUUCUCUUUGUCGACAGCAUAACCGUGUUUGUCAACCACGUAUAUUCAAACAAUGGAAAGGCCUCUCCGGGCGCCGGUCCAAAAGCCCAAACAACAAUCUACAAGGCUUGAUUAAACUCGAAGACUUCGCGACGACUUCAGUACUCUCGUUCUCUCCGAAAUCCGAAAGCAACCUGACCGAUCUUGUCAACCCUCAGUUGUCUCCAUCAUUAAGCUCUGCCACAUCUUACACACCAGUCUUUGUUCCUGAUGUCGUGUUGGAAGCCUCCUCGGGGAGCCAUGAAUAUGGCAGCUGGCCUUCGUACGAUCCGGUGACUGAACCAAUCUUCGGAGUCGAGGCUCAAAAACAGCCAAUAGGAAUUGUCGAAGAUCUUGAAAAUGAUCAAGAUUAUCAGCAAGAAUCUCCAACAUCUCAGGUCACCACCUUCGAGCAGGCUCAUUCCGACAAAUUUUUCCCAGAGUUCCGAACGUCGCUGGUAGCCAACCCUCCUCCUCUACCCAAUGAUAUUCUGGAUUCACAUAGGAACAAGUUUCUAUGGUCAUAUUUUGUUGCGCAUGGCAUCAAAAUGUUUUUGUGCUGGGAUCCCCACAAGGUUGACAUUGACGGCGCACCUCCUGAACCCUUUACAAAGGUGUUCGGUUCCAUGGCCUUUCAGUCUAAACCUUUGAGGCUUGCUGCCAUGGGUUUGUCGGCAUUCUUGCAGGGAACAAAGACACAAACGCCUGCUUUGCGUGUGGUUUCAUCGAACCUUGGUCGCUUGGCAUCUCAGGCUCUUUGCUCGGAACACAGAGUGCUACCGACAAAUACUCACAGCUUGCUGCAAAUAAUCGCUACUGCCAUUCUCCUGUUCCUCUCCGACCCACAAUGGUCAACAAGUAUGCUUCAACUCGCCCGAAGCACAGCAGCUUAUAUGCUUGGCCAAGAGACUCGAAACAAUGUCAUCGAGGACGAGUACUUUGAGGUUGUAAUGGCAUUGCUGCGAUGGUGUGAUAUUUGUGCACACUUCUCCCUGCUGCAAUCUGUGGAGAUGUCUGACGACUACAUACAUCGGUCAAUCGAAUUUCAAGAGCGGGAACAACAAGCAUCCAUUUCUCGCACCUUCAAAUCAUGGAUCAUCAAUCCCUUAUACACUUUUUCAACACGGUGGAUCAACCCAAUGUUGAGGCUAGGCAGACUCACCAGACUCCGACAGACUGCCAAAAAGCUAGGAUUUUCAACCCCGGAUGAAUAUCUGGAAAAACAGAUCGACGAGCUUGAAGAAGAGCUACUGCUUGCCCGAAACGAAGACCUCAAAGCAUGCUCAUCUCUGUGGAACGACUUGCCCGACCUUCUGCUACUGAAUGAGGCCAUGCAUUCAGCCACCGUUUUGCUCUUUUACACCAGACUCCGCGACCUCCCUUGGUCAACUCCAUUCGUUCGGCGUCAUGUUGACAUUAUUUGUGAUCAGACUGAACAGAUCAGUCCAGAGUCACAAAGUUCGAACAACAUCUUGUUUCCCCUUUACGUGGCUGGAUGCGAAGCCGUUGAUGUAGGAAAAAGAGAGCAGAUUGCAAAUCGCCUCAGCCGCCUUCCUGCCACGGGAUACUGGUUCAAUCAAGAAACGAAGCUGGUAUCGAGUUUGCGACAUGUCUGGGCCAUCAGGGAUAAUUCUCCUGGUACCACAUGGAUCGAUUGGAGUCAUCAAGGUUCGAAAGCUCACAUACCCAAAGUGAAUUGA